UUUUAUUGUGUUUAACAUGUUUCAGUGAAAUAGGUGUAUCCCCUGGUGAAGGAACUGGUGCAACCAUGUCAGAUGAUGAUGAUGAUCAAGAAGAUAGUGAAACAAAUUUCUAUGAUGGAGGUUUGGAUGGCCCAGACAGUAUGGGUUUUGGGCCCCUUGUACCGACCGAGAGCGAGCGAUCCCUAAUGGAGCGUGUUAGGCAAGAACUAAAGCAUGAAUUGAAACAGGGUUAUAAAGAGAAGAUUGUUGACAUUAGAGAAGAAAUUUUACGUAAGAGAAGAGCUGGAAAACUCCCUGGUGAUACCACUUCUACCUUGAAAGCUUGGUGGCAGUCCCACUCCAAGUGGCCUUACCCAACGGUAAGCUCCCAUCUCAUGAUCUUUGAUUUAGUGUUCGUUUGAGACAGCUUUCUUAAU
This is a messenger RNA of Dendrobium catenatum, 416 nucleotides long. RefSeq names its product homeobox protein knotted-1-like LET12. Lineage: Eukaryota; Viridiplantae; Streptophyta; Magnoliopsida; Asparagales; Orchidaceae. The transcript has 2 exons. The record is from RefSeq and is a predicted model, not a curated record. The coding region runs from base 66 to 401 and encodes 111 amino acids. Gene Ontology annotation, molecular function: DNA binding.